CAAUUCCAAACAUAACUUUUCUUGUUUGUCAAGAAGAUAAAAUGCAUUUGGUCAAUAUUUUAAGUCCAAUACGUUAUUUUCUACGCCAGAAGAAAAGAUUCGUUUGGAUACAUCUUCCUGCACAAAUGGCCUUUCCUUUUUCUUUAUGAUGAAUUAAAAGAAGGGGAAAAUCUCUACCAAAAAAUAUAACAGUAACCCACACAAGACCAGCGCCGAACAGCAUAAGACUAUCCGAGUCCGGCUCUGUUCUGCUGCCAAAUCUUUCAUCCCUCUGAUCUGUUCGUUUCCUUCGUCUUGGUUGUUGAAUUCUAAGAUUAGCACACUCUUCUAAGUUUGUGCAGCAAUAUUUCAUCAGGGAUGGCAGAGGAUAAGAUUGGAAUUGCCAAGGAUGUCACUGAGUUGAUUGGUAAAACACCAAUGGUAUAUCUCACCAAUGUUGUGGAUGGCUGCGUUGCUCGUGUUGCUGCCAAGUUAGAGAUGAUGGAACCCUGCUCAAGCGUCAAGGAUAGGAUUGGAUAUAGUAUGAUAGCUGAUGCGGAGGAGAAGGGUCUUAUCAAGCCUGGCGAGAGUGUCCUUAUUGAGCCAACAAGUGGAAACACCGGGAUAGGGCUGGCAUUCAUGGCAGCAGCCAAGGGCUAUAGACUUAUAAUCACAAUGCCUGCUUCGAUGAGUUUGGAGAGAAGAAUGGUUCUCAGAGCUUUUGGAGCAGAGCUUGUUCUUACAGAUCCGGCAAGAGGCAUGAAAGGUGCUGUUCAGAAGGCAGAAGAGAUCUUGGCAAAGACACCUAAUUCUUAUAUUCUGCAGCAAUUUGAGAAUCCUGCCAACCCAAAGGUUCACUAUGAGACCACAGGACCAGAAAUCUGGAAAGGCUCUGCUGGCAAAGUUGACGCCUUUGUGUCUGGGAUAGGAACUGGAGGAACAGUAACCGGUGUAGGGAAGUAUCUUAAGGAGCAAAACCCUAAUAUAAAGCUCUAUGGUGUAGAACCAGUUGAAAGUGCAGUGUUGUCUGGAGGAAAGCCUGGUCCACAUAAAAUCCAGGGCAUUGGUGCAGGCUUCAUCCCGGGAGUCCUCGAUGUCAAUUUGCUUGAUGAAGUUGUUCAAUAUCAUAACCAACUUUCUCCCAUCGUCACUGAAAUGUGUUCAAUUGAAUUGCCUGUAUUGCAGGUAGGAAUAUCAUCCGGUGCAGCCGCAGCUGCUGCAAUCAAGAUCGCGAAGAGGCCCGAGAAUGCUGGAAAGCUCAUAGUUGUGGUGUUCCCAAGUUUUGGCGAGCGUUACCUCUCAUCAGUGCUCUUCGAAGACGUGAAACGAGAAGCAGAGAACAUGGUGUUCGAGCCUUGAACCUGCCUCUGAUGUUGUUUGGCGAUGAUGGAGUGCAUGGUUACUGAUCAGUUUUUUUUCUGUAGCAUUGACAAAAGGGUUUGUAUUAGUCAAUACUCAAUAACGGUGCCCGGAGUUGGCCGGCUUGGUGUUUCUGCUGGGUUUCUGAUCCUCUCCAUGGAGGGGAAAGAAAGAGGUGUUUGAGAUAUGCAAUACUGUCUUGGCUUGAACAUUGUGAACUGUGUCUUUUCCGCCAAGAACUUAUAGAUACAAAGGUUAACGACGUUUGAAUAAAUAUAUAGUUGGUGUUGCGCGGUUGCGUCCGCAGCAGCCAUUAUAUUUGUGGACUGGCUGGCUGUGCAACGUCGGUUACGAUAUACUUUUUAGUAUUAUUAUAUUUCAUGAAUAUUUCCACUCACAGAUCAC
Linum tenue is the source of this 1743-nucleotide messenger RNA. The record is from the annotation of a GenBank genome assembly. NCBI's taxonomy places the organism in Eukaryota, Viridiplantae, Streptophyta, Magnoliopsida, Malpighiales, Linaceae.